AUGGGAUAUGCAAGGGCUCUUAUUGUUGAUCAUUCAGCCGAAACUCUGGCUAGAGCUAUUACCAUAGCAAUAAGAUACAGUGUUGUUAGGAGACAAACACAAAAUAGACCUGGUGAACCCGAGACACAAGUAUUGGAUUAUCAAACUCAACAGUUUAAGCUGUUUCCUUUAUUGGCCUCUGCUUAUGCGAUGAAGUUUGCUGGUCAUUACAUGAUGAAACUUUACACUGAAGUGACUAAAGAAAUUUCUGAAGGGAACUUAAAAUCUCUACCUGAGCUUCAUGCUACUAGUGCUGGUUUGAAAGCAUUUUGCAGUGAACUGUGCUGCAAUGGUAUUGAGUUGUGCAGAUUAAGUUGUGGUGGUCAUGGCUACUCAGCUGCCAGUGGUCUACCUCAACUUUAUGCUGAUUAUUCUCCUUCUCCAACAUAUGAAGGAGAGAAUACAGUUAUGCUACUGCAAACAGCAAGGUGA
Molecule: messenger RNA, 471 nt
Organism: Amphimedon queenslandica
Lineage: Eukaryota; Metazoa; Porifera; Demospongiae; Haplosclerida; Niphatidae
Product: peroxisomal acyl-coenzyme A oxidase 1-like
Exons: 4
Coding region: 1-471 (156 amino acids)
Biological process (GO): fatty acid beta-oxidation using acyl-CoA oxidase; lipid homeostasis
Cellular component (GO): peroxisome
Molecular function (GO): fatty acid binding; FAD binding; acyl-CoA oxidase activity
Source: RefSeq, a predicted model, not a curated record